AUGAUUGUGAAUUCCGAGGAUCUUACAGAGAAAGGACCAGCAAUAGUUCGCGAUUGUUGGAGUCGUGUGAUGAAAGCUGUCGACGAAAAGUUUCGUUACUCACCGGGUGAUGUUAAUCAGGUUGAUACUGAUACUACUUUUAAAAUUCAAUCGUUUCACCCAGAACGUCCAACUAGCCUUUCUGACUGA
Messenger RNA from Anisakis simplex (herring worm), 189 nucleotides. Lineage: Eukaryota; Metazoa; Nematoda; Chromadorea; Rhabditida; Anisakidae. The record is from the annotation of a GenBank genome assembly.